Molecule: messenger RNA, 4173 nt
Organism: Clarias gariepinus (North African catfish)
Lineage: Eukaryota; Metazoa; Chordata; Actinopteri; Siluriformes; Clariidae
Gene: ssh2a
Product: slingshot protein phosphatase 2a
Exons: 14
Coding region: 301-3714 (1137 amino acids)
Biological process (GO): actin cytoskeleton organization; protein dephosphorylation; negative regulation of actin filament polymerization
Cellular component (GO): cytoplasm
Molecular function (GO): protein tyrosine/serine/threonine phosphatase activity; actin binding
Source: RefSeq, a predicted model, not a curated record
CGCCUCUGGAAAUACGCUCAGGCUUUAAACCACGUUAUUGUUUGGGAAAUAAUUCCCCCUCUACGGUUUUACCUUAAGCGAAAUAAUGAACGUGUUUUAGUUAGGCUUAAUUUUAAACACGCGUUUAUUAGCUGUGGUUUAGGUUUUAUUUUUGUUAGUUUUUUUUUUCUCUUAGAAGUUUUAAAUCCUCCUGGAGAUGAUAUAUUAGUUUUUCCCUUCACCGUUUAUCGACUUCGCAUUUUGUCGAGUGCUCUACGGUGGAACAGUCAGGCCGUGAGGAUAUCCUGUCAGUGUGUAUGCAUGUGUGUGAGCGAGUGUGUGUCCGCGGCCAUGACCCCGAAAGGAAGCCGUCCUGUGCCGGAGAGCCCUGCGGCGGUGUGCACGCGCUGCGCCGCUAAAAUCAUGCCGUACUUCAGGGACAACGCGGUGGCGUCACACAACCUGAUCGACCAGCUUAUUAGUGAGAAUUUUCUAACAGUCAAAGGAGCCGCCCUCUUCUUACCCCGUGGAAAUGGCUCCUCACCCACUUCGGUGCCCCGCAUCACGCAGCGUCGAAACAAACACACAGGUGAUCUUCAGCAACAUCUGCAAACCAUGUUUACGCUUCUGCGGCCAGAGGACACCAUCCGGCUGGCGGUGCGGUUGGAGAGUGCUUACCCUCAUUGUACACGCUACAUGGUAGUGGUGUCCACCAAUGGAAGGCAGGACACAGAGGAGAGUGUGGUCCUUGGCAUGGACUUCACCAACACAGACUGCAGUCAGUGCACAGUCGGUCUGGUCCUACCCCUGUGGAGUGACACUCUGAUUCACUUGGAUGGAGAUGGAGGCUUCAGUGUGUCCACUGCCAACAGAGUUCACAUCUUCAAACCUGUGUCUGUCCAGGCCAUGUGGUCAGCCCUGCAGUCCUUGCACAAAGCAUGUGAGGUUGCCCGGUGCCAUAAUUACUACCCAGGGAGUCUCUUUUUGACAUGGGUUAGUUAUUACCAGACCCAUGUCUCCUCUGAGCAGCACUGCAUCAAUGAGUGGAAUGCCAUGCAGGACGUGCAGUCCCAUCGAUCUGAUUCACCUGUGCUGUUCACUGACAUGCCAACAGAGAGAGAGCGCACAGAAAGGCUGAUCAAGACUCGUCUGAGAGAGAUCAUGAUGCAGAAGGACCUGGAGAAUGUAACGUCUAAGGAGAUCCGUUCAGAAUUAGAGAUGCAGAUGGUGUGUAACCUACGGGAAUUCAAGGAGUUCAUUGAUAACGAGAUGAUCGUCAUCCUAGGUCAGAUGGACAGCCCCACAGAAAUCUUUGACCAUGUGUACCUGGGAUCAGAGUGGAAUGCAUCCAAUUUGGAUGAGCUCCAGAGCAGUGGGGUUCGUUACAUCCUGAAUGUGACGCGGGAGAUCGAUAACUUCUUCCCUGGUCUUUUCGAGUACCACAAUAUCCGUGUUUAUGAUGAAGAGGCCACUAACCUCUUGGAGUACUGGAACGAUACCUACAAGUUCAUCUCUAAAGCCAAGAAAGCAGGAGUAAAAUGCCUGGUGCAUUGUAAGAUGGGUGUGAGUCGCUCUGCUUCCACUGUGAUUGCGUAUGCCAUGAAGGAGUACGGCUGGGGUCUGGACCAAGCCUUUGAGCAUGUUAAAGAGAGGCGUACUGUCACCAAACCUAACCCCUCAUUCAUGAAGCAACUGGAGGAGUAUCAAGGCAUUCUCCUGGCCAGCAAACAGAGACACAAUAAGCUGUGGCGAUCUCACUCAGACAGUGAUCUAUCCGAGCAACAGGAAUCUGUAUACAAGAGCCCACGUACGUUGGCCCGUUCUGAACCACAUAACCAGCAGCACAAGUCCAGUGGCACUCGCUCUGAAAAUAGUGUGCUCCAGACAAUCAACAGCUCACAGCCUGGAACAGAGCACUCUCACACUGACCUCUCUGAACACCCUACCAGCAUGAAAAACUCCGAACAGCCAUGCGAGGACCCCGUCCUCCCAACCCACGCACAUGCAGCCAUUGUAGUGCCAGAGCAUAAUUUGGCAGAAAGCUGCUAUUGCAAAGUGGCAGUGACUGAGCCCAUCCCUCAGCGUCCACCUUCUCUUCCUGUCCUUCCUCGCUCUUUGUCUACCUCUCUCCAUGAGCACAAGUCACCUGCUGUGUCUGAGCCAGAAAUAGACUUUGAUAAGCCUUCUCUGGAUGUGCCUGAUCAAAAUGACUCUCCGUCUUCAGGGAUCCUGAACUUGGCAUUAUGCUUGGAUAUUGAGAGUAGUGUUACUGAAACAGGAGGCGAUGUAGGAUCUUCAAGGACUCCCAUGGCUAUUAGUCCCUGUGACGUUCCUCUAGAGUCAAGAUGUUCCAGUAGCAGUAGCUCAGAGGGCUGCAGUAAUGGGGCGACGACUCGGAGGACAAGCAGUUCCAGCAGCCUUGGCACAGAUAGCAUCGACUUCUUCAGCGCUAGAGAAAAAUUCCAGGGCUUGUUGUCCAGGGACAGCCAGACCGGCUCGCUUCAUGAAGCGAUGACUGCACGCACAACUCAAUCCCAAAGCCCCAGCAUAUGCUCAGAGGCACCAAACCCAGCAGCAGCCAAGGAGGGUUUCUCUCAUUCAGAAAGCUCCUGUGAAGCUGAAGCCUGUGUCCCAGCAGAGCCUGAGCUCGUUCUCACUGACAACAGUGCAUCAGUGCAACACAUUGCGUCUGAACUGGAGUCCGUUACUUCCCCUCAGUCUACAACUCAUAGCUCCGAGCCAACAGCACUCAAGGAAGAGCAGGUGAAGAAAGAGGUGGAACAGAAAGCGGAGACACCACCACUCUCUCCCUCUAACUCUUCUUCUCUAUGUGAGCAGCCAGAGCAGGAGAGCAUCCCCUCUCACUCUCCUCCUCACUCAGCCAGCAUAGAGGUUUCAGACUCCCAGCAGCUCUCCACUCUAACAGUAGGAGCUGAUUCAAUCAAAACAAAAGCAGAAGAGCAUGGAGAAGAGGAGGCACGGCCACUGGAUGAUGACGACUCGGGUAUAAUCCCAGACCCAUCUACCUGCACGGCCACUGUGUGCCCAAGUCUAGAUCCCAGCUCCUCCUCGUCUUCCCUGCUGUGGCUAGAAAGUGAUGCUGAUGAUGUGACAACAAGGUCACAUGAUUUGCAAAAGAUCCAGGAGACGCUGCGGGAGCUGCAGGCCUUCCUGUACGAGGCCAGAGGGGUGGAGGCCUGCUUCAACUACAGCCCUGAGCUUGAGAACACGAACGGUGGCACAGAAUUGCAGCCACGGACCCCGGCCAUGUGGCAGAAAGCCAUGGAGCUGGAGGCACGAAUCAGGCAGGCUGGUCUCACGCCACCGUCUCUGAUGAAGCGCUCAGCCUCACUGGCCAAACUCGACCAGCUUGAGCUCUCCACACAUGACCUGAACGACUGGGACUUUCGAUCCGAGCUGCCAUCAUCUCCUUUCUCUGCUUCCUCUUUGCAUUCACAUUUGCUUUCCAGUAACCAUGAUGAAGUCCAUAAGAAGCAGCGUGUUCUACCUCAGUCCCUCUCAGAGGCCAACACACCUGAAAGCUCCAACAACUCACUUUCUCCACCACAGCACAAACAAGUUGGUAGUUUGGGACAGCCCACACGGACCUCAGCCCCGCCCACUGUCUCUGUAUGCACGCGGCAGCAGCCGCACUCAAAGCCACACCCCAUACGCCGGCCACGCAAAUCAGUGGACAAGAAAAAGACAGUUACUGUGUUGUACAAUACCAUGUAACCCAUAACAAAUGAUCACGGCAGGGAUAAUGUUUGUGUGCCAUAGAGGCGUGUUCUUUUUUUUUUUUUUUUUUUUCUUACCCUUCGGAUUCGUGAGACCCAUUUGUAAGCUAAACCUGAGCAUAUGCUACUGUAUUUGCCAUGUAAUAUGUGUGUAUGCAAAUUUGUGCCCCUUGUAAAUAUUACUGCAAAUAAAGGGGCUUGUUUCUCAAACAUGCACUUUACUAGCUUGUUUUUAUUUGUAAUAUAAUUAUUUUUCUGUUUUUUAGUUUGUGUUUUUAUUCCAGUAAUGUUUUUUUGCACUGAUAUGAGAAGUAGCCUAUCUGUGUGUCUGUAUGUAUGUAGCUGUGUGUGUGUGCUGACAUGGAUUUUGGCUGGAAAAUGGAGACAACUUGAUAUGUAUGUUUUUUUUAAUUAUUAUUCUGUGGGUAUAAAAUAAAUAAAAUACACACUUUUUAAA